Messenger RNA from Tetrahymena thermophila SB210, 3258 nucleotides. Its product is annotated as cyclic nucleotide-binding domain protein. Lineage: Eukaryota; Ciliophora; Oligohymenophorea; Hymenostomatida; Tetrahymenidae. The record is from RefSeq and is a predicted model, not a curated record. The transcript is spliced from 8 exons.
AUGAUCAUUAAAAUUUUACAAAAACACAAACCAACUAAGAGAGAAAUGCAAUUUGUCGUUUAAGCUUUGAUAUCUUAACCUAUUUUUGAAUAAAACUCAAACAUGCUUCUAGAUAUUAUAAAUAACAUGAGUGUUUUUAAAGAAUUUAAGGUUGAGACCUUUAACCCUCUUCAGGCCAUAUUCUAAAAAGGGGAUGUAGGAAAGAAAUUUUAUAUUGUCAUUAAAGAACAAUAAAUAAGGCACAAAAAUAGUAGUGAAUGCACUCCUUAUAACUAAAAAAAAACUGAUGAUCUUAAUUAAUAAUAAUAAUAAUAAUAAUCUAUUUAUCAAGUUAAUCAAAAAGACAGUAUAACAUACAAUGAAUACAUUUACCUAAAAAAUAAAUAUCCUCUCUAAAAAGUAACUAAAAUUUACAAAUCAGGAGAAUCUUUUGGAGAAAUAGCGCUAUUAACAAGAGGACAGAGAAUGGGAACAAUGGUUUGUAGAACAGAUGUAGAAGUUAUAAGUUUGACGAGAGAAGGAUUUAAUAGAAUUAAAGGUGCAUGGGCUGAAACAGAGUUAAAUAAAAAGCUAAACUUUUUAAGAAAAUUUUCAUUUUUUAGGGGUUUAAGCGACUCAAGGUUAAUGUCGUUUCUCCAUCUAAUGGAAAUAAACAAAUAUGAAAAAGAAAAUAUACUAUACUAAAAGAAUGAAAAAUCAAAAUACAUAUACUUUAUUUUUGAGGGUUAAGUUAAAAUAUUUACUUAUAAAGUGGAUAACUAUCCUUUACUCUACAAAAAUCAAACUCGUUAAAUUGAAAAUCCAGAAAUACAAAAGUAUUUGAAACAUACAAAGCCUAAGCUUAAGAAAGUUCCUCUUAUGAUUUUAGCAAGCUGCAGUUACUUUGGACAGUUUGAAAUGUUUGAAGAAAAUGAGGAGAUAAAAACUAUGGCUGUUGUGGAAUCAGAACGAGCUGUCCUUUUUUAAAUAGAAAUCACAAAAUUUAUAGAAACGAUGAAAGGUUUUAAUGGUGAUUAUGAUUUCAAACGAGAUUUUAAGUAAAAGCUUUUGUUUGAAAAAGAGAGAUUAGAAAAUAUUACGAAUACAGACACUUAAAUUAAUUAAAAUGUAAUAAAUAUUUAAAAUUAGCAUAAAAAUCAAGAUUUUAAAAAGCAAAUAUUCAUUGAUACUAAUAUUCAAUCUGUAUCAAAUUAAUUUGAUAAUAAGAGUUGCGGGAGAUUAGAAAGUAACAAUAGCAGCAUAUGUAUAGAAAACCAUUAAUUAAAUGAUAGUCAUGAACUUAAGUAAUUCAGUGGCUUAUAAAAUGUCUUUAAAGAGAAAAAAAGACAUAAAAAGUAAAAUAACUCUCUUAAGUUAUAAAAAGAUUUAAGUGAAGACUCAUCUUAAAAAUACUUUCAUUCUGCUACGUCAUCUCCUUAAUUAGAACCACUUCCAGAAGCCUAACCUAAAUCUAAUAGAAAAUUAAGUAGUUAAGAGAACAGUAGAUUCUUUUAAACUAGCUAACUAGAGGUAGAUUUUAUUAAUGAAUCUAGUUAAGAUGAAGGAAGCAGCUAUCUGCCUUAAAUACGUCAGAAAAUGAAAAGUCAACAAGGAGAAAUUUUUAGAACUAGAUAAAAUUCUGAAGUGAACUUGUAUGAAAACAUAAAUAGGAAAAGAAAUAAAUCUACAUCUAAUGACUAGCUAGAUAAAAUUAACUAAAUAUUUGACUAGAAUUAAAAAUAAAUUAGUUGUCAAAAAUUUUAACCAUUAGAAGAGAAUAAAUUUAGUAUGACAAAUAGAGAAUAUUCAGAUCACUCUCCAUUGUCUUCAAACUCUAAAAUAAUAAAAUUUGGAUCGCACGAUAAUUCCUAAUUAGAAACUCUGACUUAACAUUCUAGAUAAUAAAGCUACAUAACAGAAAAUUCCAAAAGAAAUUCGAUUUAUAAAAUAAAUUAAAAUACCCCUUAAUCUAAUAAAAGCGGUUAAUUUGAAAAAGAUUACUUUAAAUCUUUCUUCAAAACUUAAAUUGAGCAAAUUUCUUAAGAAAAAGAAUAAAAUCUCAAAAUUUUAAAUUAUAAAGAGCUUAAUUUGAAAUCAAUUGGAAUAAGUCCAUCUGAUCUAAUAGAGUAAUGCAGAAAACUCUAAAGGUUUGGGUUUGAAAAGGGGCAAAUGUCAGGUUAAAUGAAAAAGACAGUUUUAGCUUUUACUAAUAGAGGUUUAUUUUCAUAACUUUAGGACCAAUAAAUUAGCAAAAUCUAAAAAGAAAACUCAGAUUAAACCAAGAAAAAAGCAGUAUUCAAAUAAAACUUUGGAGAUCAAUUGAAUGUAUCUAACGAAAAAAAUACAGACCAAAUUAAUGAACUAAGCUUCAAAAAUACUAAAAUAAAAGAUCUAUUACAAAAUGUCUAGAGAAAAAUAAAAGAAGAAAAAAAUUAGUAGUAAAUUUUUUAAAUUGACGAAACAUAGACUUAAAGCCAAGCACUCCAUAAAGAUUUAUGCUAAAGUGUUGAUAAAGAAAAAUGCAUGGAAUCCCAAGAUCAAGCAAAAAAUAUAUUAAAAAGUACUUAAUUGAAUAGAUAAUAGAGAGAGUAGUUAGAAUAAUAGAUCAGAAAAUUUCAGUAACUGUAAAGCUUUAAGAAUAUUUUUUCUUUAGAUGAAAGAAAUUAGAUAGAUAACAUAGAUGUCAAAAUUAAAUCUGCUAGAAUUUUUCCUAUGAGAGAAAAUUUGCAACUAUAAACAUAAAAUCACUAAACCUAAAAAGACCUAUUUCAAAUUAAAAAAUUUUCACUGUAGUCUUUUGCAUAAAAUAAUAAUAAUAAAUGUAUAUAGCAUGGUGGUUAAACACUAACGGAGAGGAGUUAUUCAAAUAAAGAAUCUCUAUACUUCCCAAGUUCACCUUAGCAAGAAUAUAAAUAAGUUUCAGAAAAGAAAUAAAAAGUUGAAUCAAACAAUUCUAAUGCUUUUGUUGCAAUUGCAAGUGUUCGUCCUUAUUAUACAAAUCAUCCUGGAGUACCUAAAAAUACUUACAUAGAUACACAAGAGUAAAUAAAGUAAUAUGAUAAACUGAAGGAUUACUUCUUAAUAGAGAAAAACUAUGAAACACUUAUUACUUAAAAUUAAAAUGUGCCCUAAGAUAAAAAACAAAAAGAAAUUAUUUAAAAUUUGAUGCUUUCACCUAGAAUGAAUCAUUUGCAUGCUAAAAAUUUCGAUGUAUUAAAAAAUAUGCAUGUGAAUAGAUAAAAACUUAAUAACCAUAAAAGAAAUAAAAGCUUAAAUUGA